Opisthorchis viverrini is the source of this 240-nucleotide messenger RNA. RefSeq lists its product as hypothetical. NCBI's taxonomy places the organism in Eukaryota, Metazoa, Platyhelminthes, Trematoda, Opisthorchiida, Opisthorchiidae. The annotation marks the transcript as partial. The transcript has a single exon. The record is from RefSeq and is a predicted model, not a curated record.
AUGUCUAGUCACCUGCAACGUGUUCGGGUCUCGAGCUUUCCAUUUUCCAGUGAAACAUUGCAAAACAAAGCGAAAACUCAAAAGGAUCCAAGAUCUGGAAAAGGCAAAGAUGAAAGGGAUGCUGAAUUUACGGAAUCUUCCACUGAAGGACAAUACAUGCGCUCAUCUUCUCUCCUAGCCACUGCUGAUUUCAAUGUCGUUGUGCAUUCUGGAAUGGAACCUAUGACACUAACUAUUUAC